Seminavis robusta is the source of this 2078-nucleotide messenger RNA. The record is from the annotation of a GenBank genome assembly. Lineage: Eukaryota; Bacillariophyta; Bacillariophyceae; Naviculales; Naviculaceae.
UCGGCAAACCAUUAGAUUGAUCUCACAAUUCCACAAACUCACAAGUUGCAAACACAUAAAACAAAACGAAAAGAACACAACAAACCAUCUAUUUCCACUGGUGCAAAAAUGAAGCUUUCAAUCACUGCAAUCACACUUGUUUCCUGGUUCAAUGUGGUCAUUUCCUUGGACAAUGGCCCUGUCAUUGUUGAACGUGAUCUUCAGUUCGGAGAUGAGGAUUUCUUGGGACGCCAAGGUGGCAACAAUGGCAAUGGUAAUGGCAACGCCAAUGGCAAUGGCCAAGGCCAUGGCCCUCCUGAUUUUGUGCUUGCAAAGUUCAAUGAAGACAAUCAAGUGAAACCUGGCCGGACCCUUCCUGUGCAGGAAGUUACUGGAAACUCAGUGCAUGUUGGGGGGCGCCCGAUUUCCUUAGAUGACAACGACCUGACCCCCUUUAAUGUGUUUGCCAAAGGAGCACGUGUUUUUGAGGAUGGAGCUGAGCAGGUUCUGUCUCCCCUUGUGUUUCAAAGCAACACAGACAGCUCUGUUACAAUCACCAAGGGUGCUGAAGGACGGUUGUUGUCAGCAACCAAAAGAGGAAAUGGGAAUGGGCGCGGUGUCAAUCUGGAUGUUCUUCCUGUGGUUGACAAUUACUUUGCAGAGCUUGAUGUUGACGAUAUCAGUGAUGAAUUGUUGGCUGAAUUCACUCUGGCAGAUGCAUUGAGCCAUGAUGACCGUCGUAACCUCCGAUCCAUCAGUCAGUUGAAGGAGCCUAUGAGCACCCAUGAUCAGCAUAAAACAAUUGAUCGCUCUCUGCAAACUGUCUUCGAUGUUGUUGAAUUUGACAUUGUUGUUGAUAGCUAUUUCUGUGCUGCCUAUGGAGGAAAUCCAACUGAUGCCCAGGCAAGGGCAAUCUCAAUUUUUGCUGAGGCUAGCAAGAAAUAUGAAGUUUUCAAUGUGAAGCUCAAGAUCAAGACUUUGGCCACCUACUGCAAUCCAGGCAAUGACCCGAUUCGAUCCAUGAUCAAUAGCGCUGGCUCUUCUGAUGUUUGCAGCACCUCAAAUUCCCUCUUGGAGCAGUUUUCAAACUUUGUAGCCAACCAAGGCACGUUAUUUGAGGGCGACCUUGUCCAUCUCUUCCAUGGAUUUGACUUCACUGGAACCAGCACUAUUGGGUGUGCCUACCUAGACGUGCUUUGCAAUUCAUUCUACAGGACAGGUGUCAAUGAAAUGACCUGGACUGGAUCUCUUUUGAAUCAGGCGCUCCUCUUUGCUCAUGAAGCUGGGCACAACCUUGCUGCAGAGCACUUCCCCAAUGAAGGAUUCAUCAUGUAUGCCUUUCUUUGCAACACCUGCACAUCGUUCUCUUCCACAUCCAUUUCAACCAUUACCAAUGCGAUCAACAAUGCUCCUGCUGGUUGUAUCCACCAAGAAAAUGAUGGCCCUAUAACCCCAUUCCCCACCCCAUUCCCUACACCUUUCCCCACCCCUUUCCCCACUCUAGCGCCCCAGCCAGCUCCCACCUCUACACCUGCUCCCCAGCCAGCUCCCACCAACCCAUCUCCUGAUACCUGCAUGGACAAUCCUAAUUGGAGUACCUGGGUUUGUGGCUACUGGUGUUUUGUGGCUGACUGCACCUGGUUUGCUAUGAACGAUCCCUGGUGGUACUGCGGCUAUGAUGUUGUUUACCACAACUGCCCUCAAACUUGCUACGCUUGCUGGUAGAGACUUGCCCCAACCCUCUAUUCAACCCGGACGUGCACAUCAGUAGGAGGACAACAAGUCUUCAUCUAAAAAGGAUCAAACCCAAAAACACCAGAAACAAUGAAAAUACUUGAAAAAGGCAGAAACAAAUGAAAAACAUCCGGAAACGGACCCAAACCACAGAAAAAAUCAGACCAAACUCUACAUGACCAAGAAAGGCAACCGCAAGUCAUUGUGGCCCAAAGCAAAAAAAGUAAAAACACAUACUAGUCCAGGGUGUAUUUAAAAUUGCGAGUGCCUGUGUCAUUUUCGUGUUCUGAAGAUUGCCUUUCAGUUCGUGAUCCAUUGGAAGAGGAUCAAAUAAAUGAUGAAGUCACCGACACGAAGUCUGCAAC